GUUCAUCGGUCUUUCUCAGAUGGCACAGAUUCACAGAACGACUUGUACAAAGCUUAUGGUCACGUACACAGUAUCUUGUUUUUUAUUGGAUAUCUGCGUAGUCGUCACAGUCUUCUUGGCUCCUUAUUAGAUGCACAUCCACACAUGGUGGUUUCCGAUGAGGCAAUGGCUUUUCCAAGAUGGAUAGGAGAUCUCCAAACGUGGCUAAAUGGUUCGAUAUAUGCUUUUUAUGAUACGUUAUUUGGAGAUUGGCAGAGCGCAGUUGCCCACGGUAGACGCUCGCGUGUAUUUGAAGGAAGAGUAGUAAAUGUGACUUCUCCAUAUUCCUACUAUGUACCAAAUCAAUGGCAGGGCCAGUGUGAUCAGUAUAUCAAGGUCAGCUGAAUGGAAUUUUUGUUUUUCUGUUCAAUUGUUUGUUGGUUCGUUUUAAGAAAAGGAAUGCGCCAAGACGAUAACUUAAUGGUUAGUACAUCUGCCCCGUAUCGGAGACAUAAAGAGACAUAUAGGGGGUCUUUUUUUGUAAGGUUUUUUCAACCAAUGGUUGGGUGUAGUUAAGCGAAACCAAAUUUACUGUUGACCACCAGUUGUUAGGGACUGGCCCCUCGGUUUGUUUCAACAGCAUAAUUUGAUAUACCGAUAGAGAAAAGUAGUUCAGUCUGUAAUUGCGCUGACAGUAAUCGUAUUACGAACCAUCCCUAAAAUUUUGAUUCAGGUGAUUGGAGACAAGUCAGGUGCCUUUACAGCGAGAACAAUGAGGAAAGACAAAGCCGUGGAUGCAGUUCGACUCCUAGAGAAAGCCGCCGGCGCAAAGGUGAAGUUUGUUCAUGUUGUGCGAAAUCCAUUCGACAAUAUUGCAACCAUGGUUCUGCAAGAUGCUAGAGUCAAAAAAAGGGAAGUGGGAAAACACGAAACGAAGGUAUGUGCGAUGUAUUGCGUAACUAAACGCGAUAUGUCAAGAUACGAAGCUUCAGGGGUCGGCCACUAUCUUUCGCUGUAUCCCGAUUAAAUUUUCCGGGAUAUAGCAUUCUGACGAUCUCCCCUCCCCUCCCCUCCCUGGCAGUCAGUUUUCCAUGUUCCCCCUUCCCUCCCCCUUUAUACUCUGUCAGAGACGACAAAUCCCCAUCUCCGUUCCCCCUGAAAACUUCUAUCGCUCCCGCCUCCUGCCCACAUGAUAAAAAUAAUGAGCUCAUUAUAUGAAAAAGAGUAUUUGGGACAAAAGUUGCUAAAUUUGCCACGUAAUGACUUCUUGGUUUUGCAUCUUCCUGUGAUUUGAUUGGUUACUUUACACAAGCCUCUAAAUCUAAUUGGUUGUUUUGAUUAAGUGUUGCUUUUUUCAUUGGCUGGGAAAAAGAUGAGAUAGCAUCAGAGUAAUAUGAUUUACGAAUAAAUCGCACCGGCGAGAGCCAAUCAGAUCUCAAGGAUCAACAGUGGUUUUCAAAUGGAUGUAAUAAACAUGGGAAACGGUCCUUAAGUAGCUAUAACCUAUUAUAACCAUGAACUGAUGGUUUACACGCUGUAUCUCUAUCUGUUAUCCACAGAUUAAAGCUUCUUAUAUAUUGGACGAGAGUAUAAGUCGUUAUUUCGGCUGGGCAGCAGGUUGUAACAAGGCCAGGCAAGCGUUUCCCGGCAGUGUUAUCGACAUUCCAAGUCUAGAAAUUGUCAAGAAUCCUGCCGACACUCUGAGAAAAAUCUGCAAAUUCCUGAGCAUCUCUUGCUCAGAGCGUUAUAUAAAGGACUGCGCAGCCACUGUAGAUCCAGUCCCAUCAAUGACACGUGACUUAAUAGAGUGGACCACUGAACAAAAGAACCGCGUUUACGAAGAAAUGAAAAAAUACUCCUUUUUUGACGGCUACUCAUAUGAUCAAUAG
Molecule: messenger RNA, 1868 nt
Organism: Pocillopora meandrina
Lineage: Eukaryota; Metazoa; Cnidaria; Anthozoa; Scleractinia; Pocilloporidae
Source: the annotation of a GenBank genome assembly